AUCUGCGUCAUUGUUUCAGUGCUGAGGAAAUCGCCUAAGCUGAGUGAAGGUCUGUGCUAAGAUGUGGGAAGAAAUUCCGCGUUCAUCUUUCAUGAACAUCUUCGACAACCGACGAAUGAUGUUGCCGUAUGACUGCGUGACGGGUCCAUUGGACCCUCAUCAUCAAGCCAAGCCUCCCAGACAUUUCUUACUUCACAUUCCGAGGGUCAUUCCGGAUCAAAAGGCCAGGUUCGAGGGAGACGAUAUUUUUAAGAAGCUCAGCAGGGAAGCAGAGGCUUUCCUGGGAUCUGGAAUAAAUUUCCAGUUGAUCUUCACUCCGGCUGCGAACGGUUUCACUGGGCCUCAUCAUCAGCCACAUGCUCCUCACAUGCAUGGACUGCCACCAGAUUUUGAUUCGGAACCUGGGAAGGUUCACAUCAAUGCUUCGAUCAUCAUGAAUGGCGUUUGUGUGAGAUGGAGGGGUUGGGUUGAUUUGGAACGAUUGGACGGUGCUGGUUGUCUUGAAUUCGACGAGCAGAAUGCCGAGGUUGAAGAUGCUUUGCUGAAAGAGCAAGUUCAGCAUUACAAUCAGAGAAUCCAGGGAUUCGAAGAUAGAUUCCAUCCACACCACGCAAUGCACCAUCAUCAUCACCCUGGUGUCCAUCCACUCGCACAUCAUCACGUUCGCGACCCGCAUUCCAUCCUUUUGGCUCACGAUGACCAAGACCGGUGAAGAUCGUUGGUCAAAAACUCAAGACCAAAUUUAUGUUGAACCGUAAUGUUUUUAUGCAAAUGUACGCUUUAAUUGUCUAUGUCUCAUUUUGCCCCGCGUGUAUUUUUGUCUUGAGUUUUCGCAAUUGUUUCGAAUUCGGAUCUGAUGCAACAUUUCUUGAGGACUUCCGUGACAUGGAUAUUAUAUGAACAGUAUUAUACAGGAUUACCCGUCA
Molecule: messenger RNA, 926 nt
Organism: Notodromas monacha
Lineage: Eukaryota; Metazoa; Arthropoda; Ostracoda; Podocopida; Cyprididae
Source: the annotation of a GenBank genome assembly